AAAAAACAACAACAACAAACAAUUGAGGUGUAGGCGGUGUUUCUGUUUGUCGUUUUCACGUUUUCAUACCUUUUAUAUGUACGUGCAUUUCGUAUCCAAAGCGAUUUUAUGACUGGCCUAUGAUAAGAGGAACGCUCAUUUGUUUUUGCAUGACACAUGCACGAACAGCAAUUAGAACAACAACGUAAUCUCUAUACGAUUUCCAUUGAUUUUUCGCAGAAAAGUUGGAGCAUUACUAACUCGAACAAAAAUGGUGGCUAUACAAUUGAUCAACGAAAUUGGUGGCAUCUUUCGCAAUACGCCUACUUUUGCUUUGGUUUUGGAAAGUUUUCUUCUCGUCACCGUCGUAUGGCUACUUUUGCACAAACGUGGUGGUGGACGUCGCCGAUUCACCAAGGAACAGGAGGACUAUCUAAUUGAGAAAUAUGAGCCAGAAGUGUUGGUACCUGACACAGAUCCCGAGCACCCAUUGCUUCACAAUCAUGUGGUGCAAUCUGUGGCCGGCAAGCACAUUAAAGUCGAUGGGCAUGAGUGCCUCAACUUGGGAUCGCACAACUAUUUGGGAUUCUUGGAAGAUGAAGAGAUUAUAGAUGAGGCUUGCAAGUCGCUGCGCAAAUAUGGUGUAGGAUCAUGUGGUCCACGUGGAUUUUAUGGCACAAUGGAUGUUCAUUUGGAUUUGGAAGAUCGUUUGGCCAAGUUUAUGGGCUUGGAGGAAGCUAUUGUGUACUCGUAUGGCUUCUCCACAGUGGCCAGUGCCAUUCCCGCCUACGCCAAACGUGGUGACCUAAUCUUUGUUGAUGAAGCUGUGAACUUUGCCAUACAAAAGGGUUUGGAUGCCUCUCGUAGUACAAUUGUGUUCUACAAGCACAACAAUGUCAAGGACUUGGAGCGUCUGCUGACGGAGCAGGAAGCACGCGAUAAAAAGAAUCCGAAAAAAGCCCUUAAGACUCGCCGCUUUUUGGUUGCUGAGGGUAUCUACAUGAAUACUGGAGAGAUUUGUCCACUUCCCGAACUAGUAGCCCUACGCAACAAAUACAAACUGCGUAUUUUCCUGGAUGAAAGCAUCUCGUUUGGAACUCUGGGCAAAGGAGGUCGUGGUGUAACAGAACACUUUAAUAUUAGUCGGGAUGAAAUCGACUUGAUAUCUUCUGGCAUGGAGGGUUCAAUGGCCACCAUUGGUGGUUUCUGCGUGGGCUCGCAUUUUAUUGCCGAGCAUCAACGUCUCUCUGGUCUGGGCUAUAUAUUUUCGGCUUCGCUUCCUCCCAUGCUUACCCAGGCAGCGAUUUCAGCCCUUGAUCGCUUUGAACGCAAUCCUCAAAUCUUUGAGCAGCUUCAAACCAAAUCAAAACUGUUGCAUCAGCAAUUUUCCAAAUUCACCAAGUUGCGCCUUUCUGGCAACGAACUGUCCCCCGUAAAACAUUUGUUCUUGGCCCAGUCAAGUGAUAAAUUCGAUACGGAACAAAAACUCCUUGCCGAGGUGUCCAAUAAGUGCAUUGCUCGUGGUGUGGCUGUUGUGCAAGCUGCCUAUUUACAGAAUAGAGAGCGUAAGCCGGUGCGUCCGAGUCUCAGGAUUGCCAUCAAUCGUCAUUUGGAUGAAGCUGACAUUGCCACGGCUUUCGAGAUUAUCGAAAGUGUUUCCAGUGCAGUUCUUUAAGCUACAUUGACAUUGUCCUUUGUUUAUUAGUCUUAAGUUGACGUAUGUACAAGUACAGUAUGAAAAUAUUGUAAUUAAACUAUAAAUAACCUGUUACCUAGCUAGCAAUCGCAUAUGGGUUCAUUAAGACCAAACAUUGCCUUAUAGUUUUCAAUAAAAUUUUAAAACAUAAUAAUUAAGAUAA
Drosophila willistoni is the source of this 1838-nucleotide messenger RNA. RefSeq names its product serine palmitoyltransferase 1 (gene Spt-I). Gene Ontology annotation, biological process: sphingosine biosynthetic process; ceramide biosynthetic process. The coding region runs from base 251 to 1654 and encodes 467 amino acids. The record is from RefSeq and is a predicted model, not a curated record. Lineage: Eukaryota; Metazoa; Arthropoda; Insecta; Diptera; Drosophilidae. Gene Ontology annotation, molecular function: serine C-palmitoyltransferase activity; pyridoxal phosphate binding. Gene Ontology annotation, cellular component: endoplasmic reticulum. The transcript has 5 exons.